GCGCCUCCCCCACCCCCACCCCCACGCGCCCCUUCCUCAUCCUUGGCUGGAGAUACACUAGCUAUGCUGGUGCACCGCUUCCCCUGACUCCCCAAGUUCAGGACUCUCUCCUUUCCCCUUUCCUCUCCCCUGGAGCGGAAGGGGCUCUCUAAGCCCCUUGGUGCCAUGCGCCCCCUCCUCAGCCAGGCCAUGCACGAUGACACACACCCCCUGCAGCAGCCUCCGGGGCCUCCCUGUCGCUCCCCUUAAAGCAAUCCACGGGGGCGGGGGAGGCGGCGACGGCAGCAGCACGAACACCAACACAGCCCUAAGCGAGAGAGGUCCGGAAAGAGAAAGGAAGAAAAUGGCUCCAAGCCGGGACCGCCUGCUGCAUUUCGGGCUCAAGUCUACCAUGUUCUCAAACAAUGAUGAAGCUGUGAUCAAUAAAAAGCUUCCCAAAGAACUACUGCUAAGAAUAUUCUCUUUUCUGGAUGUUGUUACAUUGUGUCGUUGUGCUCAAGUCUCCAGGGCUUGGAAUGUUCUAGCUCUAGAUGGCAGCAACUGGCAGCGGAUUGACCUAUUUGAUUUCCAGAGGGAUAUCGAGGGUCGAGUAGUAGAGAAUAUUUCUAAAAGAUGUGGUGGUUUCUUACGAAAGUUAAGUCUGCGUGGCUGUCUUGGAGUAGGAGACAAUGCAUUAAGGACCUUUGCACAAAACUGUAGGAAUAUUGAAGUACUGAAUUUAAAUGGAUGUACAAAGACCACAGAUGCCACGUGUACUAGCCUUAGCAAGUUCUGUUCCAAACUCAGGCAUCUUGAUUUGGCUUCCUGUACAUCAAUCACCAAUAUGUCUCUAAAAGCACUGAGCGAGGGAUGUCCACUGCUGGAACAACUGAAUAUUUCAUGGUGUGACCAGGUGACCAAGGAUGGUAUCCAGGCUCUAGUGAGAGGCUGUGGAGGGCUCAAAGCCUUAUUUCUUAAAGGCUGUACACAGCUUGAGGAUGAAGCUCUCAAAUACAUUGGCACACAUUGUCCGGAACUGGUGACUUUAAAUCUUCAGACUUGCUUACAAAUUACAGAUGAUGGUCUCAUUACAAUAUGUAGAGGCUGCCACAAAUUGCAGUCUCUCUGUGCCUCUGGAUGCUCCAAUAUCACAGAUGCAAUCCUGAAUGCUCUGGGUCAAAACUGUCCACGGCUUAGAAUAUUAGAAGUGGCAAGGUGUUCUCAGCUAACAGAUGUGGGCUUCACUACUCUGGCUAGGAACUGCCAUGAACUAGAAAAAAUGGACCUAGAAGAAUGUGUUCAGAUAACAGAUAGCACAUUGAUUCAACUCUCUAUACACUGUCCAAGACUUCAGGUGUUGAGUCUGUCUCAUUGUGAGCUAAUUACGGAUGAUGGAAUCCGUCACCUGGGGAAUGGAGCUUGUGCCCAUGACCAGCUGGAAGUGAUUGAACUAGACAACUGUCCACUUAUCACAGAUGCAUCCCUAGAGCACCUGAAGAGCUGCCAUAGUCUUGAGAGGAUAGAACUGUAUGACUGUCAGCAAAUCACACGGGCUGGAAUCAAGAGACUCAGGACCCAUUUACCCAAUAUAAAAGUUCAUGCCUACUUUGCACCUGUCACUCCGCCUCCAUCAGUAGGGGGCAGCAGACAACGCUUCUGCAGAUGCUGCAUCAUUCUAUGACAUUGGAGGCGGUCAGCCUUGGCGAACUAAGUAUUUAAUGACACUUCUAGAGUUACCACGGAGUCUCUCCAGCGGAAUCGAUCCCAGUGUUCUGAGCAAGGGCCAGAAUAGAGGGCUGUGUCCGGAUCCCCCAAGCCACACAUACACAUGCAUAUAUACCCACACCGUCCACUCCAGCUGACGUACUCUUGACAGUGGGACUUGAAUCUGUGUUGGCUUUUUUUUGACAGGUAGAUUGGUGUAACUUGAAACCAUUCCUACUGGGCAUGCUCAGAAGAGAAUCACAAUCCAAGGUGGGGGUGGGGGGGCAUUCCAGCAAACCCAGGGUCACUGCUGCUGGGGUUGUUUGUUUUUUUGUUUGGGGUUUCUUUUGGGGAUGUCAGAACACUAAUGAGAGCUCUCCAAAGAGAAGGAGAAUAUGGACAAAACCAGUAAAUUUUGCAUCCAGGGACCAGAAAGAAAGAAAAAUCCUUCCUCCCAUAAGAGAUUGAAGAUGGCAACCAUCCAUCGUGAGACUGUAUUACAAUGCUUCUCUGCUUCCUUGUCUCCAUACCAACAUGCUGAGCAUGCUUACAUAGAAGGCUCAUCAGUUAGAGCAUUCAGUUCAGAGAUUUCCUUGAUGGUCACAGUGAUUUAGCUUGAAAUCUCUGAUAAAUCAAAUUUGUUUCUUUUGUUCACUUAUUCAUUAUGUUACUUUCCCUAGCUGUCUUUCACUAUGUUUGUCUGUGUCUGUGUAUCAUUUUCUUUUUGUGUUGCUUGCUGAAGCACUCUCUUCAUACUUUCUGUUCCCUGCUCAUACCUUGUCUUUUUUGCUGUCUUCCUGUAGAAAGUUUUCCAUUUGGGGUGAUUUAGUUGAGGCUACUGGAUGCUUUUUUUUAAAGUUAUUUAUUAGAAAAAAUGUUUUAAAAUUCCACUUUUUUACCAUUAGAAGAAAAACUGUCUGAAGUUCAGUCUGAUGAGAAGCUCUAAAGAGCAAGUAAGGAAGGGAAAAUGAGCUAAAUAUAAGCUCUUACCCCUUUCUUAUGGAAGCAAUUCAUAUUUUUCUAUUUUGAGUUCUUCCUUAAGAGAACAUAGCUUGUGACAUAUGAUAGACAGGUGGCUAUGUUCAAUAACAUCAUGAUCCCUAUGUUUCCUUGAGCUAAUUCCCAUUAAUCACUUGAGUGUCUUACAUAAGGCAUGAGGGAGUGAUAUUUUAAAAGUAGAAUUGAUUGGGGAAAAUACUUAACCUGAGCUUGAAAACCCCGUCCCCUCUUUGGAUGUUAUGCUGUGAAUUGAGGUUCAUGUAUACUUAACAACAUUGUUAACUUUGAUGUUGGCUAAGUGUUUUGUCCCAAGAAUACUGGUAGAUAAAACACAUUGCUGUCUGUGCUGCCAGUUUUUCUUAUCUGUCCCUCCCUUUCUUCCUACAUCAACCUGAACCCCUGUGCUAGUGUGUGACUAGUGUAUUUAAGGUCACUAGUUUCAGGUCUAAUGUUAGUGGUUCAAAGGACCAGGAAAGCCUUCCCAAAGAUGUCACUUAGCCAGUCUUGUUGAUCCAAUCUCCAGAUAUUCAGCAUAUGCAAAACCAAGUGGAGUUGGAACCUUAAGGAUAUUGAGAGCAGCCCCAGAAGGCCUAAGAUAAUCAGCGCAGAUGGAUGUGGUCCUUGUCUCCACAUGUACUUCUGUUCUUGAGAACUGAGGGAGAAAGAUUUCUAGUGCUAGUAAUUAAGGGAAUUAAUGAUAGGGCAUGGCGCUCCACCUCCUAAUAACUGGUGGGAGCAAUACUGUACUCUUGUGCAGAAAAAUUGGGGGAGAUUAAGAAAAUGAGAUGAAGUUUUAAAGCACAAGUAACAGACUUCUUGGCUUUCAGAAUUGGAGCUUUUUGUUGUUGUUUUAUACAAGUUCAUUGAUAUGAUCAAGGUAGCCUUUUGUCACCUUCUGACUGAUCUAAGCAGCUCCAAGGAUAAUUUUUCAUGUUGCCGGUGAUGGCUUUCUCUUCUGAAACCACCAGCAUAUAUUGAUUGGAAUUAGCUGGAAUUGCUUCUUCAUUAAUUAGAAAGAUAUUAGCAGAUAACAAUGUGCUGGGAAGGGGCCUGUGAUACCACCUACCAUUUUUUGUGUUUAAUUUUGGUUACUGUAUUCAAAAUCUCAAAUUGUUCCCUUCCUAAUUUUGGAAAUACUUUUAAAAAACAACCCAAAACAACUUUUUAAAGGGACUGAUCCAGCCUUUUUGGUAGUUUUGAUACUUUGCUUGAUAACCUGUUCAUAUUAAAUUUUGAAAAGUAUAAUGGGAAAGAGCAUGCUAGAGACUAAUAGUGGCAUCAUAUUCAGGGCUUUUUUUCCCUCCAGAAAAAUGCACAUUCAGGUCUGGCAAAUUGACCAUAAAACUCUUUGCCAAGUGUAAUUGGGGGGGGUGGGGUGGGGUAGGGUAAAAAAGGAAGUAAGUGGCAGCAGUGGACUUUUAUAAAUUUUCCAAGGCCUAUAGUAAAUAGAUGUCAGUUUAAAAACCUCUUUCCCAAAAAUCAAAAUUAUUCCCUUUUAUGGAAACAGCUUCUCCUAUUUAGUUUGGUAUUAGAAACUUGAUUUUAAGUAUGGAGAGUGACCCAGAGACAAAUUAAGACUGAUUUGUCUGACCUGGUAAUCCAUGCUAUAGAAAAAAGAUCAGUCUAUUUAGGAAUCAUGGGGAAGAGAUCUUGAAUGAAAUUCUGGUCCAUUUAAGUCUAUGAAAUGGGUUACACUGGCCAAUUUAAUUUAAUGCUGUAAGCAUUAGGGUUCAGGCUAUAGGAUUUACUUAUUUCUGAUGACAACUGUGAUACCUUUAAGCUUGGAAAGACUUCUCAUUAGAAUGCUUUAGUAUUAAGAAAGAAUCUGCCUUGCUUUCAUUGAGACUAAGUUCUAAAGAUUUUACUUGGAAAAGACUUUUGUAUUGAAUAGAAUUGAAUAGAAAGGAUCUUGAAAUUACUGUUUUCCCCAUUCACCCAUAUCUAAAAAUCUUGUCAAUAGCUGUGACCUAAAAAAGGCUUUUCUAAAUGGAAUCCUUCUCCCACUUAAACAUAGUGUAGGAUAUUUGUCUAUUUUUGGUGGCACAGUGUCACCUAUGGUAGAGAAUAUGGGGUCUGAGUAAUUUGAGAAUUCCUUUCCUUAUGGAAUUGGUUUCAGAUUUUAAAAAGAGGAGGUGAACAGCCCUACCCACCUAGUUACCACGAGCCAGCAGAUAUCGGUGCUAUGCCAACUGAAGUGAAUUCUUGAAAUGUCAGACAUCAGUUUUCUGAACAUUCUUUCUGUUCCUUCAAACUUUAACCAAUAAUGCUUUUCCUUGCUUUUCCUAAUAUUCUUUCUACAAUUUUUCCAAAGACUUUAUUUUUUUUUAACUAAUGUCCUUCUUCCUCUCUAAAUAAAGGCUCUAGGUCUGGUCCUCAUCCCACCAAUGCUAAGGUCAUGUCAGAUAUCUCCAAUGCUUUUCCCCCUCAGUUAUGCCCACAUGUAGCAAAAAAUCCUCAUCAGCUUUGGACUCUGCCAUUCUCUGGUAGGUCAGAUCAUUUGUCAUUAGGUCUGAAGUUUGUUUAUUGAACUUAAAUGAGCUUGAAAUCAAACUUUCCACUGGAUGUAUCCUAGAAGAAAAAGGGUUCUGACUUCAAUUUUUUUCCCCUUUGUUUUAGGGCUAUGAUGCAUAUGGAAUUAUUCAGUUUCCUGUAUACAGUUUUUCUUUUCUAAUUUCAUCUCUAACAUAUUUUGGGAGCCUACAAUUAUUUUAAAGAGACUUUUAAAUGAUCUUUGUAAAUUUUCAAUAAUCUCCACAUCCAUUAUAGACUAAUAAUUUUACUCAGAUAAAAGUCAGAAACUUGUUACAUAUACCUUUAAUUAUAUAUUCUGGAGAGAUAUUUGCAAGAUAUUUUUUAUGCAGUCCUCAUCCAGAAUUUCCCUUACUGAAUAUUUAAGUAUAACUCUUAAGGAUGCCAAAUUAACCAGAACUUAAAAUAUAGAAAAUACAACCAUAUUUUUCUAUUGCCUUGUAAGAUACUGUUUCCAGUUGUUCAGUGCUCCAUUGGCAGGACUGAGAGGAUAGAGGUGUUAUAAAAAAGAUACUUUGAAGUUUAAUGAAGGGCAGAAGAGCAUCACCAGUUAUUAUAAGCUAGAAUGGGGAGAAUAUUUUUAUCCUCUUUUUUUAUCCAUAUUAGCAAUAUGUCCAGAAAUUACUUAAUAAAAUUGUGGAGGGUAUUUUGAGGGUGGUGGAAGGUAUGAGGAAAAAAAGUUAUUAGUACAUUAUGAUUGAGCUCUGGCUGCUGUCUUUAAAUUGUUGCUGCUGCUGCCCCCAAAUACUUAUAACAACCACCAUUAAUUGCCCUCCAAUGGAGAGGGCAAUUGGAAAAAAUAUAUGUUGUGCUAUCACUGCCUCAGUUAUUGAAGGGUAAAAUGAGGAGAUGAGUGAAGAUAGCUAUUCCCAUUUUGCCAUCCUGCUAACAGACCUAUUCCAUAAACUGCUGGGCAUUUCUGAAACAUAAAGUUUCAGUGUCUUCUCCAUCUCUUCAUCUUAAUGUUGUGUUUUAUUUCCUUCAGACUUAUUAAUUAGCAGAACCUUUGGGCAAAAGUAAAAUAUUUGACUUGUAGAUCUUGAAUUAGGAUUGACCAGUAAAGUGUGACAGCUCCAAAGGAAUAGCCAGAGGGAAGAAUGUAGAGAGUCCCCUUUCUGCUCACUGCACUCAUCAAAUUGACAGUAAGCAAGCUUGAUGAGUGUGGUUAAGACCAGAUUGUGUUACCCAGAUAAUUUAGGAAGAGAGUAGUGAUAACCUAGAUUUAUCUGCAUAAUUAAUUAUGGAGAUGUGCCCUAAAAGCAAGGCUUUACAAAGGAGGAAUAAAAGAGAGAGUAUAAAUUAAGAACCAGCUGCCUUCACUCGGCCCUCUCAUAUUUGACCGGGUACCUUACAUAAAACUAGAAAAAUCCUUAGGAAUUGAGUUCUUAGCAUGGGAUUCUUUUGGAUCCCCUUUAUUCUCAAUAAUUAUUUCCUCCUUUCUACUUUUUGUAACUGUCAGCUCAGCUUUGGGGCUUAUUAUACCACUGGGGGAAUUUCAGGAACUAGUCCCAAGAUGAAUAUGAUUGUGUCCCAGUGGAGUCCCAUUUAAAUUCCAGCAGAAGGGGCUUUAUUAUAGUUGCUCAUAGAUGUGAUAUUAAAAAGAGUUGUGCUAUUUUCAUUUCUGAGUCCUCCUUGUAUGUACAUGUUGUAUAGUCAUAUUUUAAAACAAAACAAUAAGCCGCAGUGUCUUCUUGGCUGCAUCAGUGGAGAAGUUACCAGGUUUGAUAAGCUCAUGUGAGUCUUGAAAUUCUGUAAAAUUCUUGUAUCUGUUCAUUUUUGAUAGGAGUAUCUUCUAAAGUCUUUUGCCUUGGAUUUGUUUUUUUGUUUGUUUGUUUGUUUUUGUUUUGUUUGGUUAGGGAAGCAUUAAUCUAAGGAAAGAAGCAAAUGACUGUUAGGGUGUCUUGCCUUAGGGUAGAUAGAAGAAUCUACCCUUUAGGUCAGUUCCUGGCCUGGAAACACCCGGUAUCAUCAAAUUGUAGAUAAUUUUCCUACUUCAUGAUUAUUCCCUUCCUUUUCCACUUCUUGCUUUGUCCUUUUAUACUAAAGCUGUUAAUGAGUAGUUAGUUAAUUUCAUUCCCUCUCCCUCUUACUUUUUUGGUUUGAUUCUUCAGUCUGUAUGAAGUUUAUGUUGGAGGUUGGAAGGGAUUGCUAAUCAAGUGACAUUUCCCUUCUUCAGGAUAUUAUAUAAAAAAAUACAACCAACUCAUAAAUAAGUUCCAACUAUGUCACAGUUAGUAAAAUGAAACAGUUGCCAGUGAUACCCAACUGCUUAGUUAGGGCUAGGGCAAUUGUUGCUAAGGUGGCAGGGAGCUUGCCCUUUGGAAUCUGGAAGAAUGUUGGUUGACCAAUCUUCACAGUGGUCCAGAGGAAACCACCUUCUGAUGAAAGAUUUUUUAAAGCCAUGUCCAUGCUUUCUUCUAAGGACCUAGGAAGUCCUAAAGAGAUAUGGUUUUCCCAGAAGAAAACUGUCCCAGACUUUUCUCCUACAGCAGCUCCUCUUGCCUACCAACACUGUUCUCUCAAAUCCACACAACUGCUGCUCAUGUACAUGUAGAUGUGACUUUACAAACACAUGUAUUUCUUAUCUUGGCCCUGAUUUCUUGGCCCCUGAAAUAAUGCUUGUUACUCUUACUUUUUAAGGCACUGGAAGAUGAGAAAAUAAAGUCUUAAGUCCUGUUUCAAGAGCUGACUGGCAUAAAUUGACCACUUAUACUUUUUUAAAAUGAAGAUUUGGAUUUUCUUCCUUAGUGCUAAAUAACACUGUAAUGAGCAAAACUUUGCUGCUAUUUUCCUGGGUUUGUGUUCUUCCUUUCUCCCAAACCCCUCCCCCUCACAUCCAUGUCCAACCCCUCCUUUAAAAAUAAGUUAUUUUAAGCAUCACUGGCUGUUAUUUUCUUCUUGACCAGGGACUUGGUGAGGAGAGGUAAGCCUGAAGUCUCUCCUGACAUUUUUUUCCCCAAUAAACCUGAAUCCUUUACAAGCCAACUGGCAUGUUUACAGACCUACCUAAAGCAGCUCCUUGAAGUCCCCUACCUUAAGGAGAACAUGUUCAAACUAACUUCUCCUUUAAGGAACUCCAAAAAGGACAGCAACUGAGAAAGGAGAUCAGUGAUGUCAGCCUGUUACCAUACCACAUUUAACUUCCCCAAAAUGGCUAUGACUUUAUUUUCUCUCUUUCUGGAGGUUGUUCUCAAACAGCCUGGCAACUCUGCAACUUUGCCCAUUUUACAGCAUCCCCAAAAGCCAAAGACUGAGAGGCCUUUCUUCUUAUGCAGGGCCCAGAGGCUUAUGAAUUUCUGCUGAGGUAGAGCUUCUGGGGGCCAGAGAUGGACAAAUGAUGCUGUUGGAGGAUAGUUUGUCUUCACCAAACCAAGAUCUGUUUCGGUAUCUUCUACUACUACCACCCCACACCCUCACUCUCCUAUUGGAGAGAAAUGGAGCAGGUCCUUAUGGCAUAUUCAGAUUCCAAACAUUCCUAUCACCUGAAAUUCCAGAUUCUUUUAUCCAAAGUAUUUUUUCAUGUGCUGAGAGUUGCUGCCUAAUUAAUUAUAUUACUCCUCCAGGUAUAUUCAUAAAGCUUUCUUAACCAGUUCUUGAGGCUGCCAUGGUUCCCAAAAUGAUAACUUUUACUGAAAACAAGAGUCCUUUCGCUGUGCACAUGGCUGUUUCUUUCCUCCCAAUUAUUUUGAGUUUGAGGGUUGGGGGGAGGGUUAUUUUAAAAAAGAAAAAAGGAAAAAAAAAGAAAAUCCAGGG
Molecule: messenger RNA, 8964 nt
Organism: Sarcophilus harrisii (Tasmanian devil)
Lineage: Eukaryota; Metazoa; Chordata; Mammalia; Dasyuromorphia; Dasyuridae
Gene: FBXL20
Product: F-box and leucine rich repeat protein 20
Exons: 15
Coding region: 197-1660 (487 amino acids)
Biological process (GO): SCF-dependent proteasomal ubiquitin-dependent protein catabolic process
Cellular component (GO): SCF ubiquitin ligase complex
Molecular function (GO): protein binding
Source: RefSeq, a predicted model, not a curated record